Messenger RNA from Adineta ricciae, 696 nucleotides. The record is from the annotation of a GenBank genome assembly. Lineage: Eukaryota; Metazoa; Rotifera; Eurotatoria; Adinetida; Adinetidae.
AUGGCCAAGCAAACGACAAUGGUAAUUAUAACAUCGGAUGAGAAUAUUAUUCGGCAAUUCGCUUCCAUCCGAGAUAAUAACACUUAUAUGGUUCCUCUGAAUGAUCCUACCGAUGAGCAAAACAUCACGAUGAAAGCCAACACUCGAAAUGAUCAGGUUCCCAAACGUGCAAUCGAUACAACGGAUUCGCAUCCAACGAAAUCUGUUAAAACGAAAAGAAAAUCACUGGAUCUUCUUUGUGCGAUCUGUGGUGAUCGUGCUAUUGGAUAUAAUUACGCAGUCCUUUCCUGUGCAUCGUGUAAAGCCUUUUUCCAUCGAAAUGGUCAAUAUGAUCUGAAAGCAUGGGGAUACUAUGAUGAUAAAGUGAACAACGUACCAGAUCCUGAAUGUUAUGAUAGUGCUGGAGAACACAUGGUUGUCGAAGCAAUGGAAGUUGAUGUAGAUUUAACUGAAAUGAACACUUUCUUGGCACCAAUCUCUUCAAGUUAUUUGUCAAUACGACAAAAAAUUAAGUUGGAUACAGUGAUGCUUCCCAAACAUUUAUCGUUCGUAAUUCUUGGGGCACAACUUGGCGAAGAAAUGGAAGAGACCGGAUGGUGUCAAGUGGAUGGAAUCAAUUAUACAAAUUACAAUGAAGACGGCGAAUCCAAUGUUUUUGAUGCAAAUAAAACAGAAGCGAUAUCAAUGACAAUGUAG